GUCUGCCACGGAGUUGGCUUGGGCGCCAUUCAAACCUGUGCUAGAUCAAUGAUCGGAAUGAUGACAUUGAUGGCUGAGACUGAACCUCGCGCUCGACCAUACCCAUAGAAGACCUCGAAGAUGGGACUAGCAUGUUGCAGAAACCAUAAACAGUGCCCCGAUCUUUCAUUCAGACAUUUCGCGUGAGUCGCUGCGUUACAUGAUUUCAUUAAUGACUGCUACUUUGAUCUCCCCUGCAUGCUGAAAGCCUGGAACACUUCCAUCCAUCAGUACGAUCUUUCAAAUUACAACUCGGCAGUGUAAGUACCGGAUAGUGGUAUAUCAAGCACGAAUGCAGUCGUUAUGGAUUCACCAAGUUCCCCCAUCCGCUCACAUCCAUCCUUCAAUAGUAUGACACUAGUCUCGAACGAUCCCAGUUGGUGGCCGGUCAUCAACGCGAAUCUUAUUGGUAGCUAUUUUAUAGUCGCUUCUUGUGCUGUGGUAAUAUACGACUGGGGACUUAUGUUCGGACAAGAGGUAGAACUGAUCUGGAGGCAACGUUGGUCCACGAUGACCGUUCUUUAUCUCGUUGCACGAUAUGUUGCAAUAGGAUUUGCUUUGUACGUUUUGACGUCUAAGCCAUUCGUGUUGCCCUCAUCACCAAUCUUUCACAAUCAGGAUGAGCUUGUUGAGCAAUGUUCCAACAAUUUGGACGACAGAUGCAGUCUUAUCCUGUAUGACGCACUUUGUUGGACGGGUGAUAUUGUAGAUGCAAUACUGGGCGUCAUCAUGAUUGCUCGGUUGUAUGCUAUGUAUCAGGGAUCCAGGAAGGUGCUGAUAUUCCUCGUUGUCAUCUUUCUGGUCAUCACAAUCGCCGACAUAGUGAUGGUCACAAUGAUGGUGGUGCAUACUUCAGGGGAGGAAUUCAUUCUUUCUGGCACCUAUCUGUGCAACAUUGGUUAUCCGGGAGAUGUCCUACUUUUGACUUCUAUGACUUGGAUACUUGAGACUGUAUGGGAGGUCCUUGCUCUGUGUCUCGCGGUCUGGAUUGCUGUAAAGCAUUUCCGUGAGCUGCGACAACACUCAGCAGGAGGUAUUAUCGGGGACUGUUUCACGGUAUUAAUGCAGACACACAUUAGUUACUUUGCGAGUUUUUUGGCUGUUUCUUGCUUCCAUAUCGGUUUAUUCUCUCCAACGUUCAUAGCGGACGGAUUGACCCCAGAAGUUCAAAUUUAUCUUGGAUUUGCUCAAAUCCUCGAGAUGGUGCAGAUGUCUGUGCUGGGACCACGCCUCAUCCUGAGCGUUCGAGAAUAUCACGCUAAGCUCGUGGCCGACUCCGAUAUAGCAACCGCUAUGACUUCAAUUGCUUUUCAGGAACGCGUCCAUGUGGAAACUAGCACUAGUGUGUAG
Messenger RNA from Suillus bovinus, 1389 nucleotides. RefSeq lists its product as uncharacterized. The coding region runs from base 343 to 1389 and encodes 348 amino acids. The record is from RefSeq and is a predicted model, not a curated record. The transcript is spliced from 12 exons. NCBI's taxonomy places the organism in Eukaryota, Fungi, Basidiomycota, Agaricomycetes, Boletales, Suillaceae.